AUGAAUACCAGGCCCUUGAUAGAGAACUCAAGGAAUCCCACAGCCUUAUCAGCUUCCUUUAACCACGAUGCUAGCUGUUUUGCUAUUGGACUUGAUACAGGAUUUCGUGUGUUCAACACAGAAGCAUGUCAACAACGAGUUGCCAGAGACUUCAAUGGCGGGGUUGGAACAGCACAGAUGCUUGGGAAUACCAACUACAUUGCUCUAGUUGGUGGUGGAAAACAACCAAAGUUCGCUCAGAACAAGGUAAUCAUUUGGGAUGAUUUGAAAGCAAAGAUUGCUGCCCAAGUAUCGGUUCUUACCUCUGUCAGAGGAGUUCGAAUCACGAGGACUCACAUAGUAGUUGCACUUUUGAACAGCAUUCGUGUUUACCAUUUCCAAAGCAACCCUGCACUAUAUCAGGCUUAUGAGACUGCAAGCAAUCCUUAUGGACUGUGUUGCUUAAGUGCCAGCAUCUUGAUAUUUCCCGGUAGAACAUCCGGGCAAGUACAAGUGGUCGAACUCAACAGUGGAAAUGUUAGCAUUAUACCUGCUCACACGGGAGCUCUUCGAGCUCUAGCGUUAAGCCGUGAUGAUGAGAUCAUUGCAACUGCCAGCGAAACUGGUACACUGGUCAGAGUAUUUGCAACCAGCAAUUGUGCGAAGAUAGCUGAACUCAGACGAGGUGUCGACCACGCUGAUAUUUUUUCUAUCUCUAUUUCCCCGUCAGGACAGCUCCUGGCUGUUACUUCAGAUAAAGCUACGCUCCAUGUUUUUGACAUUCCGCAUCCCUCAAAACCUCCAAGAUCGGAAUCAGCGACAGGUCAUCGACGGCUCACAUCCCUUGGUGGUGGUGGUAACAGUAGCCCGACGACGCCAGAUUCCGAUGCAAGAAACAAGUGGGGAAUUCUAGGGAAACUACCUUUGAUGCCCCGAUUAUUCUCGGACAUGUAUUCUUUUGCAACUGCCACAUUUUCCAUUGGCGAGGAGCCUUUGUCCGCAUCUUCUAACCCACUAACAGCAAGCGACGCUGGACCCAAGGCCUCGAAAGGUGUCAUCGGAUGGACUAGUGAUGAGAGUCUAAUUGUUGUUGGAGCAGGCACUGACAGUCGCUGGGAAAAAUUUAUCAUUGCCGAAGGUGAAGAUGGCAAGCGUUACUGUAUACGGGAUGGCUGGAAGAGAAUUUUGAGAGUCGAAUAA
This is a messenger RNA of Botrytis byssoidea, 1179 nucleotides long. RefSeq lists its product as uncharacterized. The record is from RefSeq and is a predicted model, not a curated record. Gene Ontology annotation, biological process: protein localization to phagophore assembly site; nucleophagy; protein lipidation. Gene Ontology annotation, cellular component: cytosol; extrinsic component of membrane; phagophore assembly site membrane. Lineage: Eukaryota; Fungi; Ascomycota; Leotiomycetes; Helotiales; Sclerotiniaceae. Gene Ontology annotation, molecular function: phosphatidylinositol-3,5-bisphosphate binding; phosphatidylinositol-3-phosphate binding; protein binding. The transcript has 5 exons. The coding region runs from base 1 to 1179 and encodes 392 amino acids.